Messenger RNA from Centruroides sculpturatus (bark scorpion), 551 nucleotides. RefSeq names its product cytochrome P450 4V2-like. Gene Ontology annotation, molecular function: oxidoreductase activity, acting on paired donors, with incorporation or reduction of molecular oxygen; iron ion binding; monooxygenase activity. The record is from RefSeq and is a predicted model, not a curated record. The annotation marks the transcript as partial. Lineage: Eukaryota; Metazoa; Arthropoda; Arachnida; Scorpiones; Buthidae. The transcript has 4 exons.
AUGGGCCCGCAAAUCAAGGAGUUGCAGAAAGAUGCAAAUUUUGAAGCAUGUUUAACUGCCAAAGAAAAGAGAGCAUGGGUGUGUUUCAAGAUGGUAUCAGAAAACUUCCUCGAAAGAAGAGCUACCAACUACAAAGCAAUGGUGAAUGACAUGAUCAAAGCACACCAAUAUCUGGGAUGCAAUAUGUCUCUGAAGGAAACUCUUAGGUUAUAUCCAUCAGUUCCAGUCAUCGCAAGACAAAGUAAAGAAGACUUAAAAUUAAAUGAUACAAUGACGAUACCAGCAAAUUCCUUUAUUUUUAUUGAAAUUUAUUCGCUACAUCACGAUCCCGAAUAUUAUCCAAAUCCUGAAGUAUUCGAUCCCGAUCGGUUCCUGCCAGAAAACUGUAAAGGAAGACAUCCUUUCGCCUUCAUCCCCUUUUCGGCAGGGCCAAGAAAUUGCAUAGGUCAAAAAUUUGCAUUGAUGGAAGAGAAGAUUAUUAUAAGCAAUAUUUUACGUCAUUUCAUUGUCAAAUCUGUUGAUUAUCCUGAUAANGCCAAGAAAUUGCAUAG